Rotaria sp. Silwood1 is the source of this 681-nucleotide messenger RNA. NCBI's taxonomy places the organism in Eukaryota, Metazoa, Rotifera, Eurotatoria, Philodinida, Philodinidae. The record is from the annotation of a GenBank genome assembly.
AUGCAAGUAGCUAGUAGUGCCGAAUUCGCUCGGUUACCCACGAAUGGUCUACGACGACCUUGGCUUACUGAUUCUGGUCAUCAUCGAAAUGAUUUAUUAAAAAGAUGGUUUGAAAAAAGACCAACUGUUAGUGCAGCCGAUGCUCGUUCGAAAGCGUCACCAUUCGAUGCUUUAAAAGCAAGUCAUCAAUUUAAAGGAUGUAUUGAUCCAUCGGAACCAUUUCAAUGUCCACAGAGUGAACGAUGUAUUGCUUUACAAUUUAUUUGCGAUGGUCAUGCAGGUGAUUGUCCUGGUAAUCUCGAUGAAAAUGAAGAAACGUGUAUUGCAUUUAAACGACCAGCAAAAGACAAUAUUGAAAAUUUUUUUGAUGCUGAACAUGUAUUACAUGGUUCACAAUUAUUUACGUUUUUAUUUGGCGAAAAAUUUUCAAAUACUAUUGAAAAUAAUAAAUCAUUUUGGUUAGAUGCAUUAGCAUCAGCAUUUUCAGUGGCAAAAAAUCUUAAGAGUUUUGCUACAAAAUUACAAAUGUCACCUGAGGAUGUUGCACAUUUUCGAAAUGUUGUUGAAAAAAUUCAUGAUGGACGAUUAGAAGAAAUUCCUGUAUUUGCACAAGAAGCUGUGAAUCAAGGUCUUGCAUCGUUAAUUGAAAAACUUUAUGACUCUGGAUUUAUGGAAGAAUAA